This is a messenger RNA of Andrographis paniculata, 1036 nucleotides long. RefSeq names its product glutathione S-transferase U19-like. NCBI's taxonomy places the organism in Eukaryota, Viridiplantae, Streptophyta, Magnoliopsida, Lamiales, Acanthaceae. The record is from RefSeq and is a predicted model, not a curated record. Gene Ontology annotation, biological process: glutathione metabolic process. Gene Ontology annotation, cellular component: cytoplasm. Gene Ontology annotation, molecular function: glutathione transferase activity. The transcript is spliced from 2 exons. The coding region runs from base 192 to 854 and encodes 220 amino acids.
AAAUACAGCAUCCUUACCGAAUCAAUUCCGACAACCAUAUUAAUUACUAAGGCAAUAUAUAUUAUAGAAAUCUGUCGGAAGCUAAUGACCGUCUCACCUAAAAGCUCGAACUUGUUAGGGAAACUAAGCCACUAGUUACAUAUCCCGCAAACGGGAGUCCUCAACAAAAUCGAUCUGAAUUAAAUCAAUUAAUGGCGGAUAAGGUGAUUGUCCUGGGCACUCGUUUCAGCAUGUUCUCUACGAGGGCAAAUGUGGCUUUGUACGAGAAGGGAGUGGAGUUUGAGUACAGGGAAGAAGACUUGAGCAACAAAAGUCCACUUCUUCUUCAGACAAACCCUAUCCACAAGAAAGUCCCUGUCUUGAUCCACAAUGGCAACCCCAUCUCUGAGUCUUUGAUAAUCGUCGAGUAUAUCGAUGAGGUCUGGAAAGAUAAUGAUAAGUCUCCAUUGUUGCCCUCCAAUCCCUACCAGAGAGCUCGCGCCAGAUUCUGGGCUGAUUUUAUCGACAAGAAAGUGUCUUAUUCGACAAGAAAGAUUUGGGCACUCAAAGGGGAAGAACAUGAGGCGGGCAAGAAAGAAUUCAUCGAGGCCCUUGAGAUGUUGGAAGGGGAGUUAGGGGACAAACCCUACUUCGGAGGCGAUCACUUUGGAUUUCUUGAUGUGGCUUUGGUGACUUACUAUUGUUGGUUUGAGUCGUACGAAAUUUGUGGUAAUUUUAGCAUCGAAGAGCAUUGCCCGAAACUAGUAGCAUGGGGCAAACGGUGUAUGGCGAGGGAGAGUGUUUCCAAGUCCUUGGCGGAUCCAAAGAAGGUUUACGAGUAUGUUUUGCUUUUGAAGAAGAAGUACGGCUUUUAAUAGCCUUACUUGUUCAUUUUGUCGAAUAUUUGAUGUGAUGUUUUAUAAUUUUUAUUCCUCCUCCUUUGUUUUUUCUUUUUUCUUUUUCAUAUUAUUAUUAUAGUUGAAGUUUGUGUCAUAAAUAAUGUGGUCUUGCUCGUGUAAGUUUGGAAAGUAUAAAAUAAGAGGAAUCUUUUAUUGCA